This is a messenger RNA of Linum tenue, 569 nucleotides long. The record is from the annotation of a GenBank genome assembly. NCBI's taxonomy places the organism in Eukaryota, Viridiplantae, Streptophyta, Magnoliopsida, Malpighiales, Linaceae.
GGCUUUUAUAAAUACAUCUUCACCGGCCAGUAAAUGAAGCAAUAUGCAACCAAGUAGUAUAUAUAUUUUCGCUUACAAUUAAUGGCGGAGGGCAGGAAGCAGAAGAUGGGCAUGAACUUAAUAAUGACGGUCAUGUGGUUGUGGGGGCUAUUGAUCAUAGUUUCUCAUUCCACUGCGGUCGACGGCAGAGAACCUCACGCUGGUCCUUCUGAUUCGCAGAUUGCUCCGCCGUCGACCACAGCAACCACUUUUAACGCUUCGUCGUCAGGCGCUGUCGAUCACCCAACUAAGGAAUACUGGUGCCGGCUGUGCUGCUGCAUAGUCACCAUCGGCCGGGGCGACUGUUGUACGGAUCAUGACUGAAAUUGGGUGACGGUUUGUUUGUUUCGGCCCAAGAUCUGAUACGGCCACCGGAGGGAGGUCGGACACUGUUGUAGCAAGAUAAAUCAAAAUAACAUAUCAAAGAUGGUAGACCUCUAGUGGGAGGGGGAAUGGGAGAAUAGGGGUAUUUCAUUCCUGGUCCUGUGGAUUAGGAAUUUGGUUACAAGAGAGAUUUUUUUGAAGAAGAU